Microsporum canis CBS 113480 is the source of this 957-nucleotide messenger RNA. RefSeq lists its product as hypothetical. The coding region runs from base 1 to 957 and encodes 318 amino acids. NCBI's taxonomy places the organism in Eukaryota, Fungi, Ascomycota, Eurotiomycetes, Onygenales, Arthrodermataceae. The transcript is spliced from 2 exons. The record is from RefSeq and is a predicted model, not a curated record.
AUGGAUAUCUCUAGAUAUGCAGCAAAGGCAGAAAGCUAUGAAAGAUUAUCCACUUUCCAAAUAUCUCAGUUUUUCAAACGCCAUGUAUUUAACACAAGGGAGGACUGCGACCGCCUUGCAGCCAAUAUUUUGAACGGUCUCGUCUCCCCUACACCAGUACAGGGUGCGACCAGUUAUACCGUGGCAGCAGCCGGUUCGAGGAAAGUGGUCCAAUUUCGGUCUUCAAAGCUGGACAUGGAAUGCAUUGAGAAUGCACGGCUAUCCUAUAGAGGUUUCGUCCCCAACUGCGAGUUGUAUGGCACGGCAGGAGAUAUCUAUGUCUAUGUGUGGGAUCUCGUCCCGGGGCCUGCUUUUUGUCAAGUCCGACGCCAGUUUCUUUCUCUUGGCAUUGGGAUGGAACAGCGUUUGCAUCAAACAGUACUUGAUUUUGCAAGGUUCUUCGCUUCAGCGUGGAACAACAGACCAGCCGUUAAGCAGCCUACUGGCAUACUCAAAGAGUACCGAGAGAUCCUUGACCAGCUUUCCUUAAGCCUGCCUAAUCGACUACAGCUGAAGCUAGACCAGGUCCGUCAAGGACUUCCACUUCUCUUCCGGCCUGGCUAUCCCAUGGCUCUCCAGCAUGACGACCUACUAGAGAAUAAUAUCCAUAUAGACGAAGUAACUGGUCACAUUACAGGCAUUGUCGACUGGGCGGAUGCUAUUGUGGCCCCAUUUGGUGUUUCUCUCGGCGGUCUCGAGACCAUAAUUGGAGUCCAGACUGCAAGCAGUUGGCACUUCCAUCCUAGUCAUGUUAGUCUCCGGCAGCAUUUCUGGGAUAUGUUCUACAGGGAGAUUGGAGAUAUCUCAGAAGAAGAUCAGCGUUCAAUCGAAAUUGCAAGGCUGUUUGGAUUGUUCCGGACACACGGCUUUGAAGGAGAAAAGGCAGCUGCGUAUCUUGGGGCGUUAUGUCUGCUUUAG